AUGCACUUUAAACUGGGUCACUCUGCAGGCAGAGGGCUCAGGGCUCGGCUGACUUUCUGGGUGUGUCUCCUGUGCCCUAGGCUCCUGGAGGCUCCGACUGCCUGGCGGGGAGAGAGAAAGAUGGGAAACAGCAUGAAGUCCACACCUGCCCCACCUGAGAGGCCUCUGCCCUGUCCAGAUGGACUGGACAACGACUUCCUCGCGGUCCUAAGUGAUUACCCAGCUCCUGACAUCAGCCCACCCAUAUUCCGCCGAGGGGAGAAACUGCGCGUGAUCUCAGAUGAAGGCGGCUGGUGGAAGGCCAUUUCUCUCAGCACCGGUCGAGAGAGCUAUAUUCCAGGAAUGUGUGUGGCCAGAGUUUACCACGGCUGGCUGUUUGAAGGACUGGGCAGAGACAAGGCUGAGGAACUGCUGCAGCUGCCAGACACGAAGAUGGGCUCCUUCAUGAUCAGAGAGAGCGAGACGAAGAAAGGUUUCUACUCAUUGUCGGUGAGGCACCGCCAGGUGAAGCAUUAUCGGAUCUUCCGGCUGCCCAACAACUGGUAUUACAUCUCCCCGAGGCUCACCUUCCAGUGCCUGGAGGACCUGGUCAACCACUACUCGGAAGUGGCUGAUGGGCUCUGCUGUGUGCUCACCACACCCUGUCUGACGCAGAGCAUGGCCGCCCCCACCGUGCAGGCCCCCAGCUCGCCCGUUACCCUGCGCCAGAAGACCUUGGACUGGAAAAAGGUGUCCAGAUUGCAGGAGGGCCCCGAGGGUGCAGAGAGCCCGCUGGGCGUGGACGGAUCCCUCUUCAGCUAUGGCCUUCGGGAAAGCAUCGCCUCAUACCUCUCCCUGACUGGGGACGAUGACAGCACCUCUCUCCAACGCAAGAAGAAGAGCAUGUCCCUGAUGUACAGCGGGAGUAAGAGAAAAAGCACCUUCUUCUCCUCACCCCCCUACUUUGAAGACUAG
Orycteropus afer afer is the source of this 954-nucleotide messenger RNA. It is a transcript of the gene SLA, whose product is annotated as Src like adaptor. Lineage: Eukaryota; Metazoa; Chordata; Mammalia; Tubulidentata; Orycteropodidae. The coding region runs from base 1 to 954 and encodes 317 amino acids. The record is from RefSeq and is a predicted model, not a curated record. Gene Ontology annotation, molecular function: protein binding. The transcript has 7 exons.